Molecule: messenger RNA, 5248 nt
Organism: Cannabis sativa
Lineage: Eukaryota; Viridiplantae; Streptophyta; Magnoliopsida; Rosales; Cannabaceae
Exons: 8
Coding region: 17-5248 (1743 amino acids)
Molecular function (GO): ADP binding; ATP hydrolysis activity
Source: RefSeq, a predicted model, not a curated record
AUUGUGUGUACUUACCAUGGAAUUUGUUAUUUCAAUUGGAGCCAAAAUAGCUGAGUAUACAGUUGCACCAGUGGGACGCCAGUUGGGUUAUCUGUUUCUGUACACAAGAAAUGUAGAUAACCUCAAAACUCAAGUUCAAAAUUUGAAUGAUGCCCAAAACAGAUUGCAACGCCGUGUUCAGGAUGCCCAAAAUAACUGUCAAGUAAUCGAAGCUGAUGUUACCACAUGGCUGACCACCUUUGGUCAAAUCUCUCAAGAGGCUAACACAUUUCUCAACCAUGGAGACCACGCAAAGGUCGUGUGCUCUUGUGGAUCCCCUCCUCAUUUGCUGAUGCGACACCGUUUAAGUAGGAAAGCAACGAAGAUGUCGAUCCAGGUACACGAGCUCAAAGAGGAAUGCAAAUUCGAUACCAUUGCAUAUCCCCCUCACCUACAUAGUUUGUCUCCAACAAUAACCACAGCAGCAACAACAAUAGAAACAGCAACUGCAACAGCAACAACAACAGCAACAAAAGGGUACGAGAGUUUUGAUUCAAGGAGGGUCAUUCUAGAGGACAUAAUGGCAGCUGUGGGAGAUGCUAAUAGGACGAGGAUAGGGUUGCAUGGAAUGGGCGGAAUUGGCAAAACUAUGCUUGCCAAAGAAAUCGCUAGACGAGCUAAGGAAGAGAAGUUGUUUAGCACGGUGGUUAUCACCACAAUUUCUCAAGCACCAAACAUAAAAGAGAUUCAGCAACAUAUUGCUGAAAUGCUAGGUAUGACAAUUUUCAACCAAAACGAAAGCAUAGACAAAAGAGCACAACUGCUUCAAAUGCGAUUGAAGCAAGACGAAAGCACGAUUUUAUUAAUCCUUGACGAUAUUUGGAAUGAAUUUGAUGUAGAAGCUAUUGGAAUCCACGACGGGUGCAAGAUUCUAGUAACCUCUAGAUAUCGACAAGUUUUACUAGAAUCCAUGCAGAUUCCCGAGAGUAAUGUGUUCUUAAUUGGAGCUUUAGAAUCGAGUGAAGCCAUCAAUUUAUUUAAGAGCAUCAUUGGAGACACUAGAGUAGAUUACAUUAAGGAUUUGGCACUUAAGAUUGUUAAUGAAUGUGGAGGCUUGCCGAUUUCCAUUGCAACAGUGGCACAUGCUUUGAAAUACAAAAAGGAGGAAACUAUAUGGAAGGAUGCAUUACGACGACUGAAGAGUUCAGAUGUGAGUGACAAAGUCUACUCGAGCAUUAAGUUGAGUUACGAUUUUCUUGGAGGUCAUGAGAAGGAGGAGGCGAAACCAUUGUUAUUGCUUUGUGCUUUACAUAAGGAAGAUCAAGAAAUACAAGUGGAAGACCUAAUCAGAUACAGCAUGGGUUGGCGCUUGCUUCAAGGCAUCUACACAGUGAGUGAAGCAAGAAAUAGGGUGAAUUCAUUGGUUGAUACACUGAAAUCUCAUUGUCUGUUGUUGGAUGGUACAAGUACAAGUGAUGAAGUGAAGAUGCACGAUGUCAUUCGAGAUGUUUGCAUAAAAAUUGCAAAGGAAGAUCAUGGGCAUGGGCAUAUGAUGAUGAAUAAUAUUACUAGUGCUGCUAUGUAUGAAGAAUUUGUAUUCCAUGAAAGACAUAAAGCAUCUAAAGCAAUUUCUUUUCUUGACUAUGAUGAUUAUUACAAUCUUCCUCAAAAAUUGGAUUGUCCUAUGCUAGAAUUACUUCUUCUGUCUAGUUGGUCUUAUUUGGAAUCAAUUCCGAAUGACUUUUUUGAACAAACAGGGCAGCUUAAAGUUUUGGGUAUAAAUGGUACAUCCCUGAGAUCAUUACCUUCGUCUUUUCAUUUGCUUCAAAAUCUCCAAUCAUUAUGUCUGUGUAAUUCUUCUCUGGAAGACAUAGCAGUGAUUGGUGAGUUAAAGAAUUUAAAAGCUCUUGAUCUGUCCCAUUCUUCUUUCAUUACGCGGUUGCCAAAAGAAAUAGGAGAAUUGCGGUGCUUGCAAGUGCUAGAUCUACGAAAAUGUGAUAAUUUAAUAGUCAUAGAGGCAAAUGUCAUUUCAAAUUUGAUACGGAUUGAAGAGUUGUAUCUCCCUUAUACAUUUGAAGGAUGGGAUAAGAUUGUUAAUGAAGACGGCAGAAUUAUAAAAAGUGCCAGUCUUACUGAGAUAAAGAGUUUGCAACAAAUCAAAGCUUUACAUUUAUAUGUACCAAGUGAACAUGUUUUGCCAAAGGGUUUGUUUACAAAAAGAUUGGAGAGAUACGGAAUAUCGAUUGGAGGUGGAGAUUUCCCCUUUUACAAAUAUAAAGAAGCUUCCAGCAGGAUGUUACGCCUACAAGUCUCUCAAUUGGAUCAAAUAUAUGGGAGUGGGAGUGGACUGGAUUUGGUGAUGAAAGGAUCCGAAUAUUUAUCAUUAGAUGGAUUGAACUGUGUCAACAAUGUUUUUCAUGACCUCCAUAACGAUGGUUUUCCUAGAUUAAAGGAAUUGAGUUUUGGGAAUAAUGAUGGGUUCCAUUAUAUCAUUAAUUCCACUCAUCAUCAAGCCUUUCCAUCUUUGGAGUCACUAACACUUGAAGAUUUAAGAAGCUUGGAAAGCAUUAUAUGUCAUGGUGGUAAUAAUAAACUCCCAAGAGGGUCCUUCAAUGAAUUGAGAAAGGUGGAAGUGAGGGAUUGUGGAAGAUUAAAGAAUUUGUUCCCUUUGUCUGUUGCCAAACUACUUCAUGAGAUUAAGGUAAGAGGAUGCGAGAUGAUGGAAGAGAUCAUAGUGAUGAGAGAAGAUGAUGAUGAUGAUCACUCUUCCUCUUUGGAAUUACGCUCCUUGCAUUUAAACUCUUUACCAAAGUUGGUCCAAUUCUGUUGCUCCAACCACACGGCACCUGGGGAGUCGGAUCAUUCAAAGCCUUUAUUCAGUGAAACGGUUUGUUUUCCUAACUUGGAAUAUUUGACUAUAAAGAGAAUGAACAUAGAAAUGUUAUGGCCAGAUCAACUUGUGGUAUUAUCAUCAAGCUCUUACAUGCAAAACUUAACAAGCUUGGGUGUGGAAGGGUGCCAUAAUGUAAAGUAUCUAUUCUCUUUCUCUCUUGCCCAAAAGUUUGUAAGCUUAAAGAGUAUAGAAGUCAAAGAUUGUGAGGCAAUGGAAGACAUAAUAAAAGUAGUGAAUCAACCUGGAGAAGAAGAAAGUACUCAUGAUGAUCAUGAUCAGAUGAAAAUGAUUGAUUUGCUCCCUAAAUUACAAUCUCUUGAGCUUUAUGGCCUUUCAGCUCUCCAAAGAAUUUGUGGAUCAGAUUCAUCAUCAUGUAUUGCAUUUCCACUCAUAUCAAACAUACUCAUAGAAGAUUGUCCAAAACUGAAGACAUUAGUUAAGUCUCCCACUGCUACUAUACCAACACAAGCUUCCGUUGACCAUCCUCAACCUCUCUUCAAUGAAAAGGUUUCUUUUCCUAACUUGGAGGCUUUGACUAUGAAGGGAAUGAACAUAGAAAAGUUAUGGCCAGAUCAACUUAUUGUAUCAUCAACUUCUUACAUGCAAAACUUGACAAGCUUAAAUGUGGGAAUGUGCAAUAAUUUAAGGUAUCUAUUCUCAUCCUCUCUUGCUCAAGAGUUUGUAAACCUCAAGAAUAUAAAAGUCAAAAAGUGUGAGGCAAUUGAAGAAAUAAUAGGAGUAGUGGAACUUGGAGAAGAAGAAAGUACUCGUGAUCAGAUGGAAAGGGCUGAUUUGUUCCCUAAAUUAGAAUCUCUUGAGCUUGAUGACCUUUCAUCCCUCCGAAGGUUUUGUAGUGCUGAAAAGACUUCAUUUCCCAACUUAAAUGUGUUGACUGUUUGGAGAUGUAAUAAAAUGAAGUCUCUGUUAUCAUCUCACAUGGCUCGACAACUUGAGAUAUUACAUGUAGGAGAAUGUGAGAAGAUAGAAAAGGUAAUAGUGAGUGAUGAGGAAUAUUCAUCAUUAUCAUUAUCAGGUGGCAGCAUUAUUAAAGCAAUAUUACCAUUUGAAAAACUUGAAUCUAUUCAACUUUGGAGUCUUCCAAACCUUAUAAGGUUUUGUGAAGGAGAUUAUUGUAUUGAAUGUCCAUUGUUGUCUGGAUUGGAAAUCAAGAAGUGUCCUAAACUGAAGGAAUUUAUGGGUGAUAAAAGGGCAUGGUCAUCAUGUACUACUACUAAUAAUAAGGUAAUUCUCCCCAAACUAAGAGCAUUGAGAAGUGAUUGGAGUGAAGGAAUUAAGGAGAUAUUUGAGAUGAGUAGUAAUAAUGAUUCUGUAAUAUUGUUUAACCUUGAUACACUUGAGUUGACCUGCACAUCUCGUGAUGAACCAAUUGGUGUGCCAAAUUUGAAGUUAUUCCUUCACAAAUAUCAUACAAUUCGUACUCUUUUGUUGUGGGGCUCCUUUGUGGAUUUAUGUAGUAUUGGUGAUGGUGAAUUCAUCAACGACAAUGCUACUACCACUCAUUUUACAUCUACACCACCUUCUUCUUCUUUGGAGAGACUACAUAUUUGGAAUGCUGGUAUGGUUGAUAAUGUGUUUGGGGUGGAAUCAUCAUCACAUAAUAAUACUACUAUUCUCUUGUUUCCACAUUUAAAACGUAUAGAUAUUUGGGGAUGUAGGAGAUUACAGAGCUUUGCACCCUCCUUUAUGUCUUUCCCCAACUUGGAAACUCUGAGAGUAGAGAGAUGCCAUUGGCUGAGGUAUUUAUUGUCUUCCUCAACAGCAGCCACUCUUGUACAAUUGGUAGAAAUGGAAAUAAGAGAUUGUGAUGAAAUGAAGGAGAUUAUUAAUAUUGAUAACGGUAAUGAAGAAGAAGACAAGAGUACCCAUCAUCACUCCCUAAUUGUUUUCCAGAAUUUGAAGGUACUAAAGCUUCAGAAUUUACCAAAUCUCCAAAGCUUCUACUCAGGAAAUAAAGUUAUCAUGAGCUUCCCAAAUUUGAAAAUAUUAUCUUUAAAGAAAUGCCCUAAGAUGAGGAGAUUUUCAGAUGGGAUCCUAAAUACCUCUGCAUCAUUAUUGAACACAAUCAAGGUUGAUGAAGAAAUAAUUCCUCUGCUAGAAAGAGAUGUUAAUGCAAACUUGACAAAACUUUUCAAGGAGCAUAAUAAUAAUAAUUUGGGAUUACCACAUUUACUGGCUCAUCAAAAGGAUGGUGAUGGUGAUGAUGAUGAUAUGGUUGAUGAUGAUGUUGAUGAUGAGGAGUUUAUGGGUGAUAAAAGGACAUGGUCAUCAUGUACUAAUAAUAAUAAGGUAAUUUUUCCUAUGCUUAAGACAUUAGAGACAGAUUGGAGUGAAGUAAUUAAGGAAAUAUUUGAGUGA